Pristis pectinata (smalltooth sawfish) is the source of this 877-nucleotide messenger RNA. It is a transcript of the gene axdnd1, whose product is annotated as axonemal dynein light chain domain containing 1. The transcript is spliced from 8 exons. The record is from RefSeq and is a predicted model, not a curated record. The coding region runs from base 1 to 855 and encodes 284 amino acids. Lineage: Eukaryota; Metazoa; Chordata; Chondrichthyes; Rhinopristiformes; Pristidae.
AUGGUUCACAGCAUAUUUCUGACUCGUGAACUGACCAGGAGACCCAGUGGGAGAGUUGAGGCCAUUCAGCUGUCACAAGUGAUGGAUGAUAUGUUAGAGAAGGUUGGGUUUAAUGAUGAUAAACAGGAAUUAAAAGGAGAAACUCAGAUGCAUCAUUUGCUGGACCUGGUGAAAAAGGAACAAGACAUUUAUAAUCUUGUGUUCCAUGAGCUUAUUCGUCAGAUUAGUGUGGAUUGUGCAGAGCGAGGAGAGCUUCUUGCCAAAAUCAGAGAGAGGUACGUAAGUUUAUUGGACCACAUUCCUCGCCAUCUAACUAGUAUGCACAAUGAAAUCAUGAUGCAACGGUUGUUGGACAAGCAACUUAUUUUGGAGCUGUUUCUUUUCCAGAAUGCUGUUGAAAAACUCAACAGUGAACUUGCUGAACUUAGAGAACGUGACCGCAAGGCAACAAAGACCAUAGCAAAAACACAGGAGGAGCUAAGUAAUGCAUUAAUUGAAGCCCAUAAAAAUGCCAAUAUGCUGGAUGAAUAUCACCAGUUAUAUGAAUUGCAGAGAAAAAGACUGAUUGCCCAGAUAGAUACUUUAACCCAGGAGAGGGACUGGUGGAGUGAUGCAGCCUAUAGCCUAGCACUGAAGGUAACCGAGGAGCACAAUCUUAAACUGGUUCACGAUCUUGAAGUCAGUGAAAAACUCUGGACUAAAAUUGCACAACAUUUCGUUGUAGUGCUUGGCACACAGGAUGCAGAAGACCAGGCUAAAUUGCAGGAAACUACUGCAAAAUGGAGAGACAAGAUGAAGAAAUUCACUAAAAAUCUGCAAGAUGCAGAGAAUUCAAGUUUGGAAAAAGAAAAUUAAUUCUGUCUGGUUUGCAAAAAUG